Molecule: messenger RNA, 6756 nt
Organism: Gigantopelta aegis
Lineage: Eukaryota; Metazoa; Mollusca; Gastropoda; Neomphalida; Peltospiridae
Product: arf-GAP with coiled-coil, ANK repeat and PH domain-containing protein 2-like
Exons: 25
Coding region: 186-2633 (815 amino acids)
Cellular component (GO): cytoplasm
Molecular function (GO): protein binding; GTPase activator activity
Source: RefSeq, a predicted model, not a curated record
AGCACCAUCCGAACAUAUCCGGAAAUGAACGAGCGAACCAAGAGCCAUCUGGUGGUAAUAAAAUGAGAAACAUGGAAGUAGGUGGAUGCGUUUGUGAUUGAAAAGAAAAGAAACAUGACAGACAUCGUCAGCUAGUAAUUAGAGUCAAAUAAAUAGUUAAUUUGGUUUCCAACUAAAAUAUAAAAAUGAAAUGUACAAUAGACUUCAAAGAGUGUUUGAAGGAUUCUCCCAAAUUCCGUGCUUCGUUGGAGGAAUCUGAGCAAGAUGUUGACAAUUUGGAAUGUCGGUUGGAACGGCUUGUGAAGCUGUGUACAGCCAUGAUAGACACUGGAAAAACAUUCAGUACAGCCACUGGGGGAUUUAUAGUGGGUGUGCGAGACCUUGCAUCCUAUUUCCACGACGACAAUCUUACUUCCGACGACAAGAAAGUAGCAUCCAGUCUCAACAGAUUUGCUCACGCCAUGUCAGAGAUGCUGAAAUAUUUCACAAUUUUGAUGGAUCAAGCUCACAGAUCUGUGUGCAAGAAUCUCAACAACUUCAUUAAGAAUGACAUCAAGAAGGUGAAGGAGAUGAAGAAACACUUUGAGAAGAUCAGUGACGACAUGGACGGUGCUCUGAUCCGCAACUCGCAGGCGCCGCGCACCAAGACCCAGGAGUGUGAGGAGGCUCACAACGUGCUCACCGCCAUGAAGUCAUGCUUCGCUCACACCUCGCUUGACUAUGUGUUUCAGCUUAAUGUAUUGCAUUCAAAGAAGAAAUUUGAAGUCUUAGAUACCAUGUUGUCUUUCAUGCAUGCCCAGAACACAUUCUUUCACCAAGGAGAUGAUCUUUUCGUUGACCUUGAACCUUACAUGAAAGACAUAGCCGCUCAGGUGGAAGAAUUAAGUACGAAGGCGAAGGAAGAAAGAAAAGAAAUGGAAGGUCGUCACACUCUCGUGCAACAAAAAGAGUUGUUGGGAUCGGACAGCAGCAAGGUUGAGAAGGAGGGGCCAGACAUUGAAGGAUAUCUCUUUAGACGCACCAGCAACGCUUUCCGCACUUGGGUUCGGCGAUGGUUUAUAGUGGAGAAUCGUCAGCUGACGUACCGGAAGCGUUCCAAGGACUCUCUCACAGUGAUGGAGGACGACUUGAGGCUGUGUUCCGUGAAACCCGUCAUCGAGAUCGACCGGCGGUUCUGCUUCGAGGUCAUGUCGCCCACCAGGAAUCACGUGAUGCAGGCUGACUCGGACGCCGACUGUCAGUUCUGGAUCAGCGCCAUUCAGCAGAGUAUCAACCGGGCUUACCGCGAGACCAUGCACGCACAGGAGUCACUAGAUGAACAAGAGAGCUCCACAUCAAACGGAGGAAAUGCAGACACAGAAAAUGGAAAUCCUAGUCCAGCCCCUCAACCCAAACAGAGCAAGUCUCAGAUACGUUUGACACAGCUGAUGUCAAUACCCGGAAACGAUGUGUGUUGUGACUGCAGAUCUCCACAACCCUGCUGGGCCAGUAUUAACCUCGGUAUUAUCCUCUGUAUAGAGUGCUCAGGUAUUCACAGGAGUUUUGGAGUACAUCUGUCAAAGGUCCGGUCCGUGAUGCUGGACGCGUGGGAGCCCGAACUGGUGAAGGUCAUGGCCGAACUGGGAAACGAUGUCAUCAACAGAGUAUACGAAGCCCAUGUAGACGAAACCAUUGCAACCCGGGCCACACCAGAUUGUAAUCGGUGUGUGCGUGAAGCGUGGAUUCGAGCCAAGUACGUGGACAAGUCGUUUGUGAGUCGCCUGCCCGGACCGAAGAACCAGACCGGAAACAAAAUCCGGAGCUGGAGCGUGCGCAAAAAGACGAAGAAGUCGCUGCAGUCGAUCGUGAAGGAGGACUCGAAAGAGGACGUCAUCUCGCAGUCAGACUCGGACGACGUCACCAGCGGCUUGAUGGAAGCCGUGCUGUCUGUGUCCAGUAUUUGCACCAAAGACUCGGACAGUGGUCUAGGGAGUAGCUCACCGGAUGUCCUCGUGUUCGGGACAGACAUUCAGUCUGUCGCAGAUUUCAACAAAAGUUUAGAUUUUGAGAGUUCUGAAGACUCGUCGACGGAGACCGACGACUGUGAGGACCGGAAGUCGACGACGUCAUGGGAGGACAUGAGUAAACUCGACCCCAACAUGCUGCUGUACAAGGCGACAGAGGCGCGCAAUCUGCCUGUGAUGCUCGAGGCCCUGGCACACGGGGCCGACCCCAACUGGGUCAACAUUGACGACGACAACAAAACACCCAUAAUGAAGGCUGUCGAGACUGGAUCUUUAUCAGCCUGCGAGUUCCUGCUGUUGAACGGAGCAAAGUUAGACAGGACGGACUGUCACAACCGCACUCCUCUACACCACGCUACAAUGCUAGGUCACACUGGUCAGGUUUGUCAGUUUUUAAAACGAGGUGCCAAUCAGAAUGCAAAUGAUGAUGAAGGCAGGGAUCCUUUAAAGAUUGCUGUUGAGUCUGCUAAUGCCGACAUAGUCACACUACUAAGACUGUCAAAACUAAAUGAAGAAAUGAAAGAAGCUGAUGGUUAUUCUGGAAACCCGAGUGAUGAGACAUUUCAAGAUGUCUUCCGUGAUUUCACGAACAUGGCCUCGAACAACCCGGAGAAGUUAAAGCGGAAGUGAUAUUAGUCUUUUAACUUAGUUAACUCAUUUACUGUUCACCAUCUGUGCAUAAAGAGUCAAAGCAUUUUGUGGAGAAAUGUGUUAAUGCUCCACUUCUAGACUGAGAUUAGUUAAUCAUACAAACAUUUGUCUAUGUCAGCUUGUUGUAUCAUCAUAUGGAAUGUGCCAUAAAACCGAACUGUUUCGUUUUCUUGAGAUAGAUGUGGUGUAUUUAACAGGAGCUUGCUUUUCUUAGAAACUGCUGUGCUGUUUUCAGUAGAAACUGUUGUUCUCUUGGGUGUUGUUUUUGAAAUCUGGUGAGUUAUUAAAAUAAAACCUGAAGGCUGACUUCAAUAUUUUACGGUUACACACCACCAUUAAUUACUCCACGCAGGUCAAUACAAUUUCUAUGUCAGAAUAUAUUCUGUGAAAAAAACCCCACUAUCGACAGGGUCAUGUGACUACUAAUUUUAGGGAGUGCUCUCAACUGACAAGUACUGUGUGAAAAAUCAACAUAGGUUGACCACAAACUUUUUCAGUCCACCACACUCAUGUUAGAAAACUGCCUGUGUUGUUGUAUUUAAAUACUACAGAGGUCAACCUACUUGUAAUCAUCAAAGAAAGAUUUCAAAAGGCAUAUUAGAAUUUUGUAGUAUUUUUUUUAUGAGGAACUAUUUCUUAAACUGGACUAUAUUAAGCUGCUACAGCAAGUAACGUAGAAUGAGCUACUCUCGGCAACUAAGUUUCAAAACAUAUAUAGCUCCACUUUUUCCAUUCGGUGGACUGAUAAAAAAAAUGCGCCAAAUUUCCAUCAUUCAGAUUGCUUGAAGUACCUUUCUCCCUUUGACAUUAAUCCUACGGGAUAUUCCAAAUUCCAUACAUGUAGCACCCAAACCUACCCUCCGCCUGCUACCGAUCCUGGUCAAGAGGCUGGUGCUCUCCUGCACGUGCCAGUGCAGGCGGUCCCUUCUCCCACCCACCCCAACCCUUUCCUGUCCUGGAUGGAGGAGCUGACCGAGACCGACACCUGUGCCCAUGACAGGCGUACGCUAAAACAGCUUACUCUGAAUGUGCACGUUAAUCCUUAUACCAUACCAGUAACGUAUUGACACGACAAAUGGUGGUGUGUAGCCUCGGUGAGGUAAAAUGUAGCUGCCGGAAGACUCGCCUGGGGUGCUUGGGUUGUAAAAACGAACCCCAUUAGAAAACCCAUUCUCUGAUUGAGUUUUCACACCACACACGCACACACCCUGCCAUCACAACUAGCACCCCAGACUGAGACAUGCCAUUCUUCAAUACCAUUUUGAUGCUAUCACUUUAAAAAAAUAGAUAAUUUCACCAUUAAUGUACUGGACACUGGAUGCCUUCAUUGAUCAGUGUAACAGGGUAUUAAAAAUAGGGCGGCUUACUUGUUCCGUUGUAUGAAGUCCUAUAAUUAGACAUAACUCUGUUUGUAUUUCGCAUUAGGAAUUGAUGUUUUAAGCCUUGUUAUUUCGGGUGAUUAAACAAUUGCCCCACUUUUGAAGUUGAAUACCAGAAAAACUAUACAAAGCAGAGCAUUAAACGUUUGCACAAAACCAGUUAAUUGUGUUAUGUAUUGAUAGUAAAAAAAAUUUUUUUAUACAUUGAAGAACUGUAUUUCAUUCUGGAGAGAAAAAGAAGAAAAUGGUGGACUAUUUGAAAAUGUGGAGUAAGCCUACGUUGUUAUUGGUGUAGAACGUUUUGACAUUGUCUUUUGUAUCACUCACCAUUUUAAAAGUAACCCAUAUAUCAAAAUGAAACGUUUACUAUCAACACAGCAUACAUAAAAUGUUCUGUAUUACAUUCAUUCAACUUAUUUUUGUGCUUAUAUCCAAUUAAGGUUCAAGCACCCUGUCCUGGGCACACACCUCAGCUAUCUGUCCAGGACAGUGUGUUCAUGGUUAGUGAGAGAGGUCAGCAUGGUGCUCUUUCACCUACCCAUUGUGUCAUUAAAACUCACUCUGGGUGGGAGCCGGUACCGGGCUGCGAACCCUGUACCUAGCAGCCUCAUGUCCAAUGGCUUGACCACAACACCACCGAAUCUGGAUUCUGUAUGGCAUACUUUUUCUUCUAUUCAGUUCCAAAAAGUGGGACAUUUUUAGUUACCGGUAGGUUUUUUUUUAAUCACCUGAUACAAACAGUACAUUUUAAAAAAUGGUUGGAAAUUUUUUUGAAUCGGAGCUAAACAUACUGAGUAUACCAUAUACAUGUAUAUCCAAGUCAGCCGUAACAGCAAACACUUCUUUUUUUUAAUUCACCCAAAAUACUGUGUUGGAGGGUUUUCUGUUUCCUCAUUUUAAAAAGAAAAGAAAAAACAUUUCAGUGUAAAUAAGAAUGUUAAGAUUCAUGUUAAUAAGUAUUCAUAAUUGGAAGAAUUGCCUAUUACAAGCUACUGUCCAGGGCCCCGUUCCACGAAGCGAUCUUAGCGCUAAGAUCACCUUAAGUGCAUAUGUUACCUGUGCAGUUACGGUGAUCUUAGGGCUAAGAUCGCUGCGUGGAAUGGGGCCCUGAUAGUCAUAAUAAAAAUGUCUCAGAAUAUUUAUUGGUCACAUAUAUUUAAUAUUUUUCAGUUAUGUGUGUACAUAUUUUAUACUUAGUGCUUUUUACAUUGUCCUUUUAUUUAUUCUUCGUCAUGCCAUUGCAAAAAUAAUAAAGAGUGAUAACCACAUGAAAUGCUGGAUCUCUUUAUACCAAAGUGGAGCAAUAUUCGGUUCAGGUAGCAUGGUAUGGGUGGCCAUCUUGGAACACAGAUUGUUGUAGACAUUAGCAGUAUUCUGGGACCGAUAGAUAUAUAUAUAUAUAAUAUAUAUAUAUAUAUAUAUAUAUAUAUAUAUAUAUAUAUGAGGUCAUGGUAAGUUAUGUCUGUGGGUCAAUGUAUAUACAUGUACAUGUAUUCUGCAUUCACACAGGCAGUUUAUGACAAACUGAAAUCAGUUCGAUCCCAAUAAACUAUUAACACUAACCGAGUCGAUGUGAACACACUCUGGAUUACCAGUAUGUAUGUGCACCAAUACUGCACUGAAAGUAGUUUGAAACGGUUUUCCCCAAACCAAUUUAGUGCUAAUAAUACUAUAUUAUAGAAUUAUGCAAUUUUAUUUUAUAGGUAGCAGAAAACUUUUCUUCUUACCCCCUCCCUUCCCUUAUAGUCUUUUAUAGAAAAAGCCCUUAGUUUCCAGUUUAUCAGUUUAUUAUCAAAUACAUUUUUACAUUACUGCCCAUCCCUAUAGACAUGCAUUUUAUUUCAUUUGUUAUUUAUCUAGGUACUGGUAGUUUUUGUUUUUGUUUAUUUGUAAAAUAGGUUUCAGUAUUUAAAAAAAAAAAUAUUGUAACAUUUUAAUUUUCUCAUCAUGUAAUAACUUUAUUUAAAUUUCUAAUUGUCAUUUCAUUUAGUAGUAUUAUGUUGGCUAGAUCAAUCAUAUGUCGGUUUAAGAUGCUCAAUAUGUCCCAUUUUGUUUAAUAUUUUUGUUUGUUACAGAUUAUGUUUAUUUUAUAUGUACAUGUAGUUUAAGUUUUGUUUUUUUCAUUGUGAAUAGUUUUUAUUUGUUGAUAAAGGAGUAAGUAUAUCUAUACACAUACUAGGAAAAAGUUGUUGUUAAAAUAGUAAAUAGAUCUACACACACAUACUAGAAAAUUAUGACUGAAUGCUUUGUACUAUGACCACCGGUCUACUGUGUUAUUUCCACAUACAAAUACGUACAAUUCUUACUCACCAGUAAUGCUUAGUGGCAAAGUUGCCAUAUAGUCAUAACAUACACUUAUAUAUAGCUGAAUUGUUUGCCCAGGAUAGUGUGCUUGAUCACUGAUUGAAUAUAAUUAUGAAAUUGAUUUUUAUUAGGUCUGCUGGGUGGUCUUUGUAAGACAGAUCUGCCUGUAAUUUAUAACUAAGGGCUCUACCAAAAAGCAUUACUGAGGAGGUAACGGUAAUCCAUUUAUUUGGUCUUUAUGCAAACAGGAUCUGCCACAGACAGGAUAGCACAUACCACAGCCUUUGCUAUACCAAUCGUAAUGCACUGGCUGGAACGAGAAAUAGCCCAGUGGGCCCACAGACAUUUAGUGAUUUUGUGUUGUGUGAAUUGUGGGUGGGGCAAAUAAUAAAUAAAAUAAAAUAAAUAAAACAACCAAA